AUGAUAUUCGAAGUACCCGUCGAUCAUUUCCCGAUGCAGCAGGUCAGAAAGCCUGACCUGAGGCUUCCUUCGAUCAAUGUCGUGGCACAGUCGGAGCAGGUCUCCGCUGAUAUUCCUCCUCUCAGUCCUUCGGGUUGGUUUUUUUUUUUUGGAAUUUUUGAGUAAAACAUUAAAAUUGGCCUGGAACUACUAAAGUGCAUGUUCCCCCACAAGGUGUACUUGUUGAAGGUCUAAAAAGUCUCAGCGGUCGAAACUCCUUAUUCAAGAAAGGAUGUCCUAAAUGUCUCGUUUUGCAUGAAAAUCAAACUUUGAGCGUUUCUUGAAAAUUUUAGGUGUUGUCUCCAUUUUGUACAUUAUAGUGUAUUCAAGAAAAAAAUCCUAUUUUUGAAUUUUUCCGUGAAAAAAAUGGUAAUUUUGGACAAAUUUGGGUUCGACAGAAUGCUUAACGGUUGCUUGAAUGGUGCACCCGGCCUGAUACGACUUUCGACUUGAAGCAUCUUUGAAGGGUUCAGAAGUUUUCCAUAGACUAUAGUUGACCAAUUUCUUGUCGUUUUUUGCGUACUUCAACCUUUGUUCUCAUUAAUUAUUCAACUUCAACAUCUAGAUAAUCAUAUCUUAAUCAAUUUAUCAUAAACUUCUAAAUAUCCCCAUUUUAUAGUCCGCCAGUCGCACUUCAACUUCCCCACACUCAACAACCGAGCCCGACUUCGGGCCGAGCUGCCGCCAACCUUCAAAAGAACCAACAGUGCUCCAGCUCUCCACUCCCAGCCGGUCCGACGCGGUUCUUCCCCGCUUUCCAUCAGAAUUUUCCGCAACAAGUCUGCUCUCGACCUCCUGCAGCUCCCAUUUCGGAUAUUGUCCGAUUCAUCCUCUUUUUCAAGUUUAUUAGGGUAGCUUAAAAUAUUUUUUUGUUCAAUGGUUAAUUCUGAUUCCGUAGGAGCUUGUUCUUGUGUCGGGUAUCAUCUUGUCUCAUUCUGAAUGAGUUGAACUUCAUUUGAAAUUGUCUUGGUGUGUAAUCUGAUUGUUAUAAAGAGUUAUCAGCUCAUAUGUUUUGUGGAACAAAAAAUAUUUUUCCUUGAAGGAGAUGUUGGCUGAGGCUUUGAAUGUCAAGGUAUCGGUUCCUGACAAGGUUUUGACAUGUGAAAAGAUUUUCGGUAUCUUAACUGGCAGGUUUCGCUUGGAUACGUCUUAACUUGGAUAAGUGGGUUGAGAAAACGAAGUGAAAACAAAAUCCAUGCGGCUGUUUGAAACUCGCAACCGACCAAAAACGAUUUGCGCAUCUGAGCAUCGGAAACUGUGAGAGCGUUAGAUAAACUGCAACUGACCAAAAACGACUUGCGCCCUUGAGCAUCGGAAACUGUGAGAGCGUAAGAUAAACUGCAACCGACCAAAAACUACUUACGCGCAUGAAACAUUAAAAACACAUUCCCGAGUGAAAAGAACGUUCUGCCAGUUAAACGAUCUGUAAUGAUCCUUUUUAAGUAAAAAGCUACCGAAAGCUACUUUUGCUCUUGAGUAUCGGAAACUGUUAGAGCGAGUUUGAUACAAAGUACCCGACCAGAAACUACUUGCGCCCGUGAGUAUUGGAAAUUGUUAGAGCGUUAGAUAAACUGCAACCGACCAAAAACUACUUGCGCCCUUGACCAUCGGAAACAGUUAGAGAGAGUUAGACACCAGUUUCCGAUCGCAACGCUUCGAGCCAUUCCACCUGGGAAAUCGGAUUCCCAAUCAAAAUAACACUCGACAAAGAUCUUCUCCCAGAAGUAGUUCCCAAGUUCAUUCCUGGGAUCUUUGCAAAUCGAGAAAAAAAUAUCCAUUAGUCAUAUUUACGUUGCAAAAAAACACUUUACGACUCUGCAAUCCUCGAAAUUCGAAUGCUUCCGACGGGGGCUCAAACAGUGAGGGAAACGCCCCUUUUCUCCGAAUCAUCCGCCUAUUUUGUCCAUUUGACUCAAACCCUCAAAUGACGUAAAACCGGGCCCGAUUAGAACACUAAAACCGUAUUGUUUAGCGCCGAAAAAACCUUAAAAACGGAAUGAUGCGGAUCGGCAGGAAAUGUCAUAGAGCCUGGCUCAGAAGGGGAAAGGAAAAUAUGCAGGGCUUUGAGUAGGGCUUAGAUUGGAAAGGUUCCUGAAAGCUGGGGAUAUGUUAUGGGUGAGGUUCGGAGGGACUGAGUUGGGUAUUCGAGCAGUGGAGAAAAAAAGGUACAACUGUUCAAGAAGGCCUUUAAUUUUGAGAAUUUGAAAGUUAGAAGAACACUAUUCAUUUUUGUCAACAUGACUAUUUUCUAUCCUGCAAAACCAGACUUUCUCAUUUUUUCUAUUUUUAUAGUGCCUUAUUCAAUUCUUGAAGUUUUCUGCAUAUGUUUACCCUUCAGUCCUUCAAACUCGUAAAGCCGUAGUCGUCAUGAAUAUGCAUCCGACCUGAAACGACUUGCGCUCUUCGGAGACUUUUAGGUGGUUAUUUCGAAGACUUGAAGUUUUGAUUUUGAGUUCUCAAUUAUUUUUUUAAAAACUCAAUUUCGUAGGAUAGCUCAAUCUUGCUUCAUUGCUUUUCUAUGUUUCUACGCGAAAGUCGUUUCAUGUCGGGCGCAUUUCGCAGCAACCUCUUUGCAGCCGUUACGAAUCGAGACGUUGCACGCGUAA
This is a messenger RNA of Caenorhabditis auriculariae, 2645 nucleotides long. Lineage: Eukaryota; Metazoa; Nematoda; Chromadorea; Rhabditida; Rhabditidae. The record is from the annotation of a GenBank genome assembly.